Molecule: messenger RNA, 579 nt
Organism: Kazachstania africana CBS 2517
Lineage: Eukaryota; Fungi; Ascomycota; Saccharomycetes; Saccharomycetales; Saccharomycetaceae
Gene: YAR1
Product: Yar1p
Exons: 1
Coding region: 1-579 (192 amino acids)
Molecular function (GO): protein binding
Source: RefSeq, a predicted model, not a curated record
AUGGCUUUACACACCGAACCAUUAGAACAAGAAGACCAAGAUUCUAUCAUCUUAGAUGCCAGAGCCGGUGAUUUGGAAUCGCUUCAAGAAAUCUUCACAACGUUGAUUGACCCAAAAUUGCUCACUACAUGCCGUGAUUCUAGUUCUAAAUCAUCUGCUUUACACAUGGCUGCGGGAAAUGGACAUCUGGAAGUUGUCAAAUACAUAACUUCCUUAAUUGACUCAGAGGAAAGGGAGAAAUUUGUCAAUAUUCAAAAUGAAUCAGGUAAUACGGCAUUACAUUGGGCGUCAUUGAACGGUAAAUUGGACGUUGUACAAUACCUAUGUGAUGAGUGCAACGCUGAUCCAUUUCUUAGGAACCAGUUUGGCCAUGAUGCUAUCUUUGAGGCUGAAAAUAACGGUAGAGAAGAAAUUGAAACUUAUUUCCUAAAGAAAUACGAUGUUGAACCAGAAAGUGACGGCGAAGAAACUGCUCCAGAACAAAUCAAAAUUACUGAAGGUACGGAAUCCGAACAAGUAACCAAAGAUGCUACCGAGGCAUUAAGACAACAUACUGAAAACUUGAGCAUCAAUAAUUGA